Molecule: messenger RNA, 1842 nt
Organism: Fusarium vanettenii 77-13-4
Lineage: Eukaryota; Fungi; Ascomycota; Sordariomycetes; Hypocreales; Nectriaceae
Exons: 2
Coding region: 97-1689 (530 amino acids)
Biological process (GO): mitochondrial lysyl-tRNA aminoacylation
Cellular component (GO): mitochondrion; cytoplasm
Molecular function (GO): lysine-tRNA ligase activity; tRNA binding; ATP binding
Source: RefSeq, a predicted model, not a curated record
AAGCACCAGCGUCGGACUGAACUGUGGGAGGAGCAACAGAGCGAGGACCCUCUCUACCCCGAAAGCCACCCACGUCUCGAGCAUCGUGCCGAGCGCAUGUCGGUGCCAGACUUUCUCGAGGCCUUCCGUAACGAGCUGGAUGACACCAAGGACAUCAGCAUCUGUGGCCGAGUUCGAUCAAAGCGAGUGGUCGGGAAGAACCUCAUCUUCCUCGACAUCGUGAGUGAGUUUGAACGCCUGCAGGUCAUGAUCAACCGAUCAAAGUGUUUGUUGGACCAGGAGGAGAGGAGGGUCAAGUUCUCGCUUUUCAGAAAUUUGAUAGAAGUGGGCGACCACAUAUAUGCUUACAGUCUGGCAGCUGUCGUUGGCAUACCCACCCGUACUAAGGCUGGCGAGCUCACCAUCGAGGCCAAGGCUCUGCCUGAGUUGUUGUCUCCCACCAUGGAGCAGAUCCCUGAGAAGCUCACCGACCCCAAGACAAGGAUGCAAGAUCGUCAUGUUGAUAUGUUGGUCAACCGUCAGGCAAUUGAUGUGCUGCGACUCCGAGCAGAGAUCACCAAGCACAUGCGUGACCACCUCCACUCUAAGCGGUUCUUGGAGUUUCAGACUCCCAUCCUGGCUGAGAAUGCCGGUGGUGCUGUUGCCCGUCCAUUCGUCACCAGGGCUACCGAGUUCAAGGAAAGAGAUCUGGCCCUGCGCAUCGCUCCCGAGCUGUGGCUCAAGCGCCUGGUCAUUGGAGGCGUCGAUAGAGUCUUUGAGAUUGGACCUGCGUUCCGCAAUGAGGGAGUUGAUGCUACACACAACCCCGAGUUCACCAUGUGUGAGUUCUACAGCGCCUACAGCAACCUCGAGGACUUGAUCAACGAGACGGAAGAGAUCCUGUGUAGUCUGGCCCAACACUGCCAGGACCUCAUCUCUACAAAGCUCACAUCACUUCCUCCUAUCGACAUGAACCGAUUUAAACGACCCUUUAAGCGUGUUGAGUUUGUUCCUGCAUUGGAAGAAGCUCUUGGUCUCCGCCUGCCCAAGCUUUCCUCUAAGGAUGCCUUGCCAGAGAUGCUAGCGGUCCUGAAGCUUGCUGGUAUCGACGUCCCCGGUGAGGUGCCUAGCUCUUUGUCAAAGCUUCUUGACCGAUUAGCCGCCGAGUACUUGGAGCCAAUGUCGUUCACGGAGCCCAUUCUCAUCAUGAACCACCCGGCCUGCAUGUCACCCCUGGCAAAGAGCUUCCUCUGCCCAAACACAUUUCAACUAGUAUCUGCUCGCGCAGAGCUAUUCAUCGGCGGCCGUGAGCUUGCCAACAUGUACGAGGAGGAGAACGAUCCUGAAGCUCAGAAGCAGAAGCUGCUCGACCACCGAAACCUCGUCAACACAGCUGAUGGUGGCGUUGCCAUUGAGACGCCAGACACCCAAGAAGGUGAGAUGUCUGCUCUCGAGGCGCUAGAUGAACCUUUUGAGGACGAAGAUGGAGACGCCGCCCCCUUGGAUCAGAGCUUUGUGAAGGCUCUCGACUAUGGUCUACCACCAACUGGAGGCUGGGGAUGUGGCGUCGAGCGUAUGGUGAUGCUCUUCUCUGGUGCCAACCGUAUUAGCGACUGCCUGAGCUUUGGCACUUUGAGAAACGUGGUUGGACUCUCGGCCGCUGAAAAGGCUGCUGCCGCAAGCGAGGAGAAAACUGAAGAGGACUCGUAAGCCCUGAAGCCAUUGUAUCAUAUUUAGAGAUGUUUCAAGGGUCACGAUGUAUGAAUGACGGACUUUGUAUAGUAUUGUAGCCAUAGCUAGACCUUAGAAAAGGUGGUUGUAUAGAAACAACAUAGAUGUUAUCAUGAAGCGACGAUGGCUGAG